Molecule: messenger RNA, 7329 nt
Organism: Struthio camelus australis
Lineage: Eukaryota; Metazoa; Chordata; Aves; Struthioniformes; Struthionidae
Gene: DLGAP2
Product: DLG associated protein 2
Biological process (GO): signaling
Cellular component (GO): postsynaptic specialization; glutamatergic synapse
Molecular function (GO): molecular adaptor activity
Source: RefSeq, a predicted model, not a curated record
AUUCUAUUAUGUGAGAAAAAAAUCCUUUUUUUUUCCUGCCUGCACAAAACAAACCCCACUUCCACAUGGAAUAAGCUCCAGACCAUGUUUUCUAUUAUGCUUGAAUAUAUGGGACAUGCAUUGCAAUCCUAUGCUUGCCACACUGCUGCAGUAUACUUGUUUUGCAGAGCUCUGUAGCAGGCUAGUCAAAGCUGUGACUAACCAGACCCUUGGAUACAUACUCUAAUCUCUGGCCUUUAUUUUUACAAUGAAUUUGAUUUGUUCAUUGAUUGUACAUUUUUUCUGAUUUGUGAGAAGCCUCAUGCUCUGUAUUUGGAUGCUGACUGCAAUACAACAAUAGUCUUUAAUACGAGUCACAGUGUACACUCUGUGGGGAGCCUGAAGAGCUGCAAGUGUUAUGGGCAUGUUGAGAACUUCCCGAAGCUGGAUUAAAGCACCUCUUUUACAAUGAUAUCUAAUCUCGUCCUAAAGCUCCAAGCGAUGGCGAGUCCACCGGCUCCCCUGACCAGCAGUACUCAUGGUCGCCUUCUCAGCACUUCAAUGAAGAAAGAUACUCUCCUGCUUCGAGGAAUAUGAAAGGAUUAUCUGGUAGUCGCAACCAACCACAGUUAUGUUCAGCUCAUACUUGUGGCUUAGCAUCCCCUGAAGACUGUGAACACACCCACGACCAUAUCCACCAUGGGCAGGAGCCGAGGCCAUCCUAUCUUCUCAGCCCCACAGAGAGUUGUCCGAUGGACCACCAUCGUUGCUCGCCACGCAGCUCCAUCCAUUCUGAAUGCAUGAUGAUGCCCAUGGUAAUGGGCGAUCACAUGUCAAGUAGCACUUUCCCCAGAAUGCACUACAGCUCACAUUACGACACAAGAGACGACUGCGCCAUGUCUCACGGUAAUCCCAAGAUUAACCGCAUUCCGGAGAAUCUUUUGGACCAAUUUGAGAAACAACUUCCUCUUCAUCGGGAUGGGUUUCACACUUUACAGUAUCAGAGAACCUCAACAGCUGCAGAACAACGCAGUGAGAGCCCAGGAAGAAUACGCCAUCUCGUUCAUUCAGUCCAGAAACUUUUUACUAAAUCUCAUUCUCUGGAAGGAUCCUCCAAGGGAAACGUUAAUGGGACAAAGGGAGACAGUCGAGGGGAUGAUCAUCAUCAUGGGCACCAUUCCAAGCAUAGCAAAAGGAGUAAAAGUAAAGAGCGAAAACCAGAGAGCAAGCAUAAAUCUGGAAUGAGCAGCUGGUGGAGCUCUGAUGAUAAUUUGGACAGUGAUAGCACUUACCGAACCCCUAGUGUGGUAAAUAGGCACCAUGCAGAUCAUAUAUCUCAUUGCUACCCUGAAGCACUCCAGGGGCAUUUUGGGGAUCUCUCAUUGAAGACUUCCAAAAGUAACAAUGAUGUGAAAUGUUCAGCUUGUGAAGGGCUAGCAAUGACCCCUGAUGGUAAAUAUAUGAAAAGGAGUUCUUGGUCCACGCUUACAGUAAGUCAGGCUAAAGAAGCUUAUCGCAAAUCAUCACUUAACUUAGAUAAGCCUCUGGUUCAUCAGGAAAUCAAACCUUCCUUGAGGCCAUGCCAUUACCUUCAGGUGCCUCAGGAUGAAUGGGGAGGAUACCCUGCUGGUGGAAAAGAUGAAGAAAUUCCCUGCAGAAGAAUGAGAAGUGGGAGCUAUAUUAAGGCCAUGGGAGAUGAAGAAAGUGGAGAUUCUGAUACUAGCCCCAAGACAUCACCAAAAGUAGCAGUUCGACCAGAGUCAUUAUUAAAAUCCAUUGGACAGAGACCACUGGGAGAUCAUCAAAAUCAGAGCUACCUUCAAACUGCAAGUGAUGUGCCUGGGGGUCACAACCUGGAUCCCUCCGCAAACUACAAUUCCCCAAAGUUUCGCUCAAGGAAUCAGAGCUAUAUGAGAGCAGUGAGCACGCUCAGUCAGGCCAGCUGUGUUAGUCAGAUGAGUGAAGCAGAGGUUAAUGGGCAAUUUGAAUCGGUGUGUGAAUCAGUGUUUAGUGAAGUUGAAGCUCAGGCAAUGGAUGCCCUUGACCUCCCUGGAUGUUUCCGAACAAGAAGCCACAGUUACUUGCGUGCCAUUCAGGCAGGCUAUUCCCAAGAUGAUGAAUGUAUUCCUGCGAUGGCAUCUUCCAACAUCACCUCAACUAUCAGGUCAACCACAGCUGUAACUUACACAAGUUACAAAAAAACACCGCCUCCGGUACCCCCUCGUACCACUUCCAAGCCACUAAUCUCAGUCACAGCACAGAGCAGCACAGAAUCCACCCAGGAUGCAUAUCACGAUAGCCGGACUCAGAGGAUUUCCCCGUGGCCUCAAGAUGGGCGAGGGAUGUACAACUCCACAGACAGUUUGGACAGUAACAAGGCCAUGAAUCUCGCCUUGGAAACUGCGGCUGCACAGCGCCAUGCUUCUGAGAGCCAGAGCACCUCAAUACGAACCAGUGACAAGGCCAUUUUAGUGUCAAAAGCAGAGGAGUUUCUUAAGAGUCGACGUUCCUCUAUAGGGAUUCAGGUGGAAACAGCAACUGAUUCAGAUACUGAGAGCAGAGGUCUACGGGAGUACCACUCCGUUGGAGUGCAAGUGGAAGACGAAAAAAGACAUGGACGAUUUAAGCGCUCAAACAGCGUAACAGCAGCUGUCCAGGCUGACCUGGAACUGGAGGGCUUUCCAGGACACAUAACCAUGGAGGACAAAGGACUUCAGUUUGGAUCGUCAUUCCAGCAGCACUCAGAGCCCAGCACUCCUACCCAAUACAGCGCAGUGAGAACUGUACGGACACAGGGACUCUUCAGUUACCGAGAAGAUUAUAGGACCCCGGUUGACACCUCAAAUCUUCCACCACCAGAACCCUGGCUAGAGCCAGCCAUUGAGACAGUAGAAACUGGUCGAAUGUCUCCUUGUCGACGGGAUGGAUCUUGGUUUAUGAAGUUACUACAUACUGAAACUAAGAGGAUGGAAGGAUGGUGUAAAGAAAUGGAAAGAGAGGCAGAAGAAAAUGAUCUUUCUGAAGAAAUCCUAGGUAAGAUCCGAAGUGCUGUUGGAAGUGCUCAGCUCCUCAUGUCUCAGAAAUUCCAGCAAUUUUAUUGGCUUUGUCAGCAAAAUCUGGACCCGAGUGCUAUGCCAAGACCGACUUCCCAGGACCUAGCAGGAUUCUGGGACUUAUUGCAGCUCUCAAUUGAAGACGUCAGCAUGAAGUUCGAUGAACUGCACCAGUUGAAACUCAAUGAAUGGAAAAUAAUAGAAUCACCUGAAAGGAAGGAAGAAAGAAAGGUUCCUCCUCCUGUACCAAAGAAGCCCCCAAAAGGAAAAUUCCCUAUCACAAGAGAAAAAUCUCUGGACCUACCCGACAGACAGCGACAAGAAGCUAGAAGACGGCUGAUGGCUGCUAAGAGGGCAGCCUCUUUCCGGCAGAAUUCAGCCACAGAGCGUGCAGACAGCAUUGAGAUCUAUAUCCCAGAGGCUCAAACCCGGCUUUAAAGACAGAAUGCUGCAGAGUUUCUUUUUUAAACAAAAUGCUUGUACAGUUUGUCACUUACCUGGUAAUUUUUGUCUCAUUCUCUCCACUAAAUAUGCCCUUGCUGUUGUGUUCUUUGUGCCAUAAGCACAGUGGAAUGCUUUUGAUUUCCUCAGAAUUUGCUGAGCUCAUUGCAAGAACAACUUCUUUUGUAUUUAUUGUCUGACUUACGAUCAGCUACAAUGGAUAGGGCUUGUUGAGACCUGACUUAUCCAAUAUAUUCUCAGAGGACAACAAGAAACACCUCUUGAGAUGGAACCCAGCUUACUUUUUUGUUAUUUAUAUUUUUAUAAAAUGUGUGAUAAUUAGGGAUAAGAAUAACAAACUAUAAAUGGGUGCAUCUCACCAUUCACUAGAGGCAUUAGCUAAUCCAAGUAGAAGGUGCUACAAAUGUAAAGAGCAGGAAAGAAAGAACCCAUUUAUCUCUCUGACCUCCAGUUUCUUUUCCUUGAACCUAGCUAAAAUAUUUGCCCAUGUGCUCUGCCACUCUACUCAUCUUUGUUACUGCAAAAUAACAUUCGGCCUCUCAUGUCUUGUCAAGUUUCUGGAGACGAACAGGGAUAUCCAGCCACUAAAACUCCAAAGUUCAUCAGAAAUCAAGAAGCAUACAAGUCUGGUGAUGUUGGGAAUGCCCAGUGAGAAACGUUUGCUGCUAGCAGUAUAACGACAUUCUGAAACCUAAGCAAAAUUAUAAUGCAAGAGGACUUGAGUGAUGGGUGAAAGGAAAAUGGAAGCCUUAAAAAGUUAGAUCUUCUGUAGCAAGAUGUGUAAAGAAAAAGUUAUACUUACUCCUUUGGAACACUCAUUGCAUUUUUAACAGUUCUUUUAUGUGUUAACAUUUAUUUUAUAAACCUUCUCUCUUUUAUUUCAAGAGCUGCGCUACAUGUAAUAUUUCAAACUCUUCAAAAUGUUAUAUCAGUUGAGUUUCCAGGGUAUCCUUGAGAAAAAAAAUCUUGCUUGUUUAAAAUGCCAGUUGUGAUGUUGUAACCAGUUUAAGAAAUAUGAAUGUGAGUGGUAAGUAUAUCUAAGUUUAAAUGGUUAUGUUAAGGUAAAGGUGAACUGUGGUUUACAGUUGUAUUUUUUUUAGAACUAUUUUUCUAUGCAGUAUCAGUUAUAGCAAGAAUAAGCUUCUUGCUUGCUUCAGACGUAAAAAACGUGACUCAAGAGAUAAGUGAUUUCCAGACAUGGAAUAUAAGGAAAAUAAUGUGUUUUCAAGCCUCUCAUUAUCAGAAGAGAAAAGUGGUAAUUACCACAGUCAAGAGGCUUUAAUUUAAAAUAAAUUAAGAUAGAAUUAUUCCACUUCACCUACCUUCCAGAGGCAACUGAGCAUCCCUGCACUUAGAAGUCUUCAGGUGAAGACGCAAUAAGAUAAAUAACUCACAGACCCCGAGUCCAAGGUUCUGAAUACUACUUUAGGUCAAAACCAUGUCAACACGGUGAGACAGACAGUCCCAACUAAUGCAUUUCCUGUUUACCUGCUUUAACAAAUGCAAUGUACUUAGCCAUAGGCAGAACAGCUAUUUAAUUAUACUCUAGCACUUUGGUUCUUCACCUGAUGAGCACUUUAAAUCUGUGUCCCACGCACCCUGCAGCCUGACAGAUGAGUGAAAACGUGAAGUAUCAUAGGUUAUGCAGACCUGACAUUGCUUCAAAUCUGAGGGUUUUUUUCCUUUUCGUUCUCUUUUUUCUACAGUGCGUAAUGUUAAGCAUGAGUUCUGUCUUUGGAGCAUAGCUGACAAAGCAUGUUUGGCUUCAAGAUAUGAAUCUUUAGAGAUGAAGUUUUGAGAAGUUUCUAUGAGGAGAAAACCCUGUAAAUUGAGCCUGAUAUCUGGUAUAUACUUUACCAAAUAGCCUUAAACUGUAUUUGGAAGCAAAAACCAAGACGAAUGUAUAUCCUUCAAAAAUGCAAAAAAAAAAAAAAAAAAAGGAGAGAGAGAAAAAAAUCCCUGAAAUAUUCUUCUAUAAAUGAAAACAUUAUAUUUCCCAACCCGGGUGUUUUCAAGGCAUUUUCUAUUAUGGAAAGAGCUGAAUCCUGAGUAGCGUACAAUAUUGAUGCUACUUGCUAUAUUUGUUGUAGUAUUUUAAAUACAUAUGUAUUUCCAGACAUUGGCAUCUUUAGUCUUGAAAAGUGGUAUCUUAUUUAAAGUGAAGCUGCUAAUUAGAAAUAUCCACAUAAAACUAAAGCCAGUGUCUUUCCUCGAUUUCGGAAAUGUAAAAUAGACACACACACACACACACACACACACACACACAAAAACAUUUAUUUAUUCAUUUAUUUAUUUAUGGCAGCUGAUACAUUUUAUCUAAUUUCCCUGUAUACUUCUAGGAGAAAUCACACUUGACUUACUCACAUGAAAACCUCAACCUGCAGUGACAGGUCAUGUGAUUAAGACAAGUUGUAUUUGAUCCUGCCAGUAUUCAGACUCUGUAAAAACAAACUGUAAAGAGAAAUAGAUUAUAGCUGAUAAGCUUAGAUCCCAGUUUACGUUAUAAUGCUGACUUGGAGCAGUCCAUAAAAAUCUUUAGUUUUAGCAUUAUAUUUUGAUAAUUUUUGAUAUUUUACAAUUCUUUGAAUGUUCUCAGGCUAAAGGAGGCCUGCAUGAAUGAUGCCAAUUCUGUAUUUUACAUUUCCCAUGCCAAAGUUCGAAAAUGUUUGGUAUAAGUUUUUGGAUAGGUGUGAUUCCUGUUUGUUCCAUCUUUGUUCAAAAAAAAAGAAGAAUCAAAAGUAAAUUAGAUGCCUACUGAAAAAUCUGAUAAUAUGUUAUCUGUGCAUGUUACAUUUUGAAGUGCAAUAUAUUAAAUUUUUGUACAGGUAACAUUCUAUCAUUAAUGGCAAAUAAGUCAUUUCUAUCUGCUUAUUGUACAUCUGGUUAGUUUAGAAAAACAGCAUUAUGUUUAUCAUACUUGUGUUGCAAAUAAAUCAAAGUCAAAUCACUUCAGUUCGUUGACAUAAGAAACACAGCAUGUGGUAUCUUAAUAAACGUGAACAGAUCAAUUGUAAUCUGAUUCCACACCAUAAAAAUAAUAUUCAGUUACAGAACCGAUGCAGAAGGAGUACGAAUAAACAUAAAGACAGAAAGUGAAGUACUUUUUAUUUAGAGACUUCAUGCUGGACAUCUACACAGAACAGUUGGAUAUAAGAGAAUAUUCUAUUACUUAAUUGAAUACUAAUUGGACUAAAAUUUAUUUUAAAGGAUGAAAAUUAUAGAAAGCCUCUGUUCAUUUCUUCAUUGCCUGUAAAACACAAGUAUAGUAAACUGAAUUAUGAAAAUUUCAAUAAAGAAAAAGACCCAACUGGUAAAAUCUUUGAUAUUUGCCAUACUUGUUUUUGCUUUGUAUUUUUUUUUUUUAGGUUUGAAAUUCAUUGUAAAUUGGAGAUGUGUAUUAUGAAGCAUUUUAUUAUUUCUUGUUGACCUGAUCAGAAUGGCCUUUGGCAGGGUGUAGAGACCAAUAUUGUUGUAUAGUUUAAUACCAAAAAAUCACGUUUUGGUUCAUGCUUAAACCUUGUCACUUGUUAGAUCUGAGACGAGCUAGGACGGAAUUAAAGCGUGCAUAGGAAGGUGUGUGGAUUGCAUAUAUAUAAAACAUUUCAUGCAAUGGAAAUUAUUUGUUUUAAAAUAAGCCUGUCUCCUGCUGUAUCAGUAAAUUACUACUCUAGUUUUCACUUCCUUAGCACUGCUUCUCCUCGAAAGGGAGGGACUCAUUCGGCGGUUUCAAAAGGGAAAGGAUUUACGACUAAGUGAUCCCGUGCCGUAAGGGACCCGAGACCUCCGGGGCGCUGCCGCCAGCGGUGCUCCUCCGCGGGCUCUCGCCUCCCGCUCC